Molecule: messenger RNA, 5100 nt
Organism: Saccharomyces kudriavzevii IFO 1802
Lineage: Eukaryota; Fungi; Ascomycota; Saccharomycetes; Saccharomycetales; Saccharomycetaceae
Gene: DOP1
Product: Dop1p
Exons: 1
Coding region: 1-5100 (1699 amino acids)
Biological process (GO): Golgi to endosome transport
Cellular component (GO): trans-Golgi network; endosome
Source: RefSeq, a predicted model, not a curated record
AUGUCCUUACCUUUGAAGCCACUUACGAUUGACUCCAAUAAUAAGCAACUAGAUUCAAAGCAGAGAAAGUUUCGUGCUAAUGUUGAGCGAUCAUUAGAGAGAUUUGACUCAGUGACAGAAUGGGCGGACUACAUUGCUAGUUUGGGAACUCUACUGAAGGCACUACAAAGCUGGUCACCUAAAUUUCAGAACGUAAGAUACUACGUCCCAUCGCCAUAUCAGGUAAGUCGGAGAUUAACAUCUUCACUAUCACCGGCAUUACCAGCAGGCGUUCAUCAAAAGACACUGGAGGUUUACACGUACAUUUUUGAACAUAUCGGCCUUGAAACUCUAGCUACUGAAUGUAAUAUUUGGAUUCCGGGUAUUUUACCCUUAAUGACUUAUGCUUCUAUGUCUGUUAGAUCGCACUUAAUCGAGCUUUAUGAUAACUAUAUUCUCCAGUUACCUCAAACUACUUUGAGAUUACUAACUAGACCUUUAAUUUCUAGCUUAUUGCCUGGGAUUGAUGAUGAAAGUAGCGAUUAUUUGCCGUUAACUUUGAAACUCAUUGAGACCCUUCAGGAAAAUUUAGCUGACAAUUCCUUAUUUUGGCAAACGUUGUUUUUAGUUAUGACUGCUAACAAAGGCAGAAGGCUAGGCGGCCUCACGUGGUUGACUAGAAAAUUUCCAUCUUUAAAUGCUGUACCUCAUUUAGUAAAUCAAGUGAAAAGCGAGGCGGGAGAAGAUACGAGUGAAACUGGUACUAUUGAUUCACACUUGGACAGGAAAAAAAGAAAAGAGGAAGCUUUCAAGAUAUUACUUCCUGCAGCUAAAGACUUAGUGACCCCUGAACCAGGUCUACUUAUUCGAUGCCUUGUCGGUUGUUUGGAAGAUGAAAAUGACAUACUUAUUAAAAGAAGCGUUUUGGACCUUUUACUACAGAGGCUAAGGCUGGACUCACCUAUUCUGAAUGUUCUCAUUACUCCUGAAGACAAGAAGCUAUUGAUCAUGAGCUGUUGUAGAACUACUUUGAGCAAGGAUAUGUCUUUGAACAGAAGAAUAUGGAACUGGCUAUUGGGCCCUACUGCUGGUGGCAUAUUAAAUAAUAAUAAUGGAACCUCUAUGGCAGAAGCAACUUCUGUGAAGUCCGUAAACGAGGAAAGUACUGUAUAUUUUACAAAAUAUGGAUUAAGCGCGCUUUUGGAAGGGUUGAAGGAUCUUCUUUCAGAAGAAGAGUCGGUUCUUAUUGCGUUUAAGAUAAGCAUGGCCGUUAUGGAUAGAUGGGAGAUUGGCUCACUUGUGAUUCCUGAACUAUUCAUUCCACUUCUCUUUUCCUCAGAAAGUUUCAAGCACAACGAACAAAUCACGAAAACCGCACGUACGUUUUUUGAUAAUGUUGAAACGAAUAUUAUAUGGGGAAAGCUAUUUCAAAAAAUUGAAGAUAUCAAGAAUUUAAAAAUUCUAGACUUUGUAUUAACUAAUUUCAACAUUGGAAGCGAUGAAGAGAUUAUUGUGCGUCACCUUCCCUUGAUUUUAUUGGCCUUACUUGCCCUUCCAUUUUCUCACGAGGAUACGCAAGAUAUUUAUAAGCUUCAAAAAUUUUCCUUGUACAACAAAUUAUUAAGCUAUAUUCCUGAAAGGGCUCUGCUUCCUCUGAGCCACUCAAAAUUGAAUUAUAAUAAUGAUUUAAACCGCGAAGAACUUUUGGGCAAAAUAAGUGGCUUCUAUACUAGUGUUUCGAAUCCAUCUAGCGCACCAGAUAAGGAGAGUAUAAAUGAACGAUUGCCCCCAUUUACAACGGAGGAUUUGACGUUUUUGAUAGCAAAACUUAUUCACAAAAAGCUCCUCUCAAGUUUAGGCGACCUAAAAAAUAUUAAUGAAAGCUCUAAACUAUUUAUAACUGUUUUUGAAAAGAUACCUGAAUCUGAGGAGCCCAAGGGAGAGUCUCACUCAACUUGGUCGGAUAAAUUGCUAAUUCAAAGGAUAUUUGAGGCGAUUCCCAUGCUCUGCGAAGCCGAUCAUGGUGAAAAAUCAAAAGAAGUUGUUGGCAUUGUCGAUAUCUUUAGUAACUACUUAUAUUCGCGUAUGGAGUUUAUUGAAGCUAUGAAAUUAUUGAAAGUUAUCAUGAUGGCUGUUUGGAAAUCUUUGAAGGAUCCGCACCACCAAAUAUUAGGAGUCAAAAAUUUGAAGACCCUAAACAGAUUCAUUCCAUCUAAAUUUAUUGAAAGUGCACUAGUUUAUACUUUUGUGGAAGAGGGGGAUAUAUCCGAGAGAUUGGGUGUAUUAGAUUUGUUGUGGGCACAACUAGACUCAAAUACAAAUUUAAUUAGGCGUCCGCUCGAACUGAUCUUGGGUGAACUGUUCGAUGACCAGAAUCCGUUUUAUUUAACUGUUUCAAAGUGGAUCUUAUCAAUUAUAAAUUCAGGAUCCGCGACAAGGUUAUUUUAUAUUUUGACAGAUAAUAUUUUAAAGGUCUCUCAUUUAGAGAAAGAAAAUUUAGAUGAAAGAGAUGAUCUUGACAUGCUCACAUAUGAACUUCAGAUGCUUGCUUACGUUUUAAAAACAAACGGCGGCCGCGUUAGGAAAGUUUUUUCCACCGAAUUGACCUCAAUAAAAUCUUUAGAUAUAUGGAAGAAUAAGGAUGUCUCGACAUAUAAGAGCCUAUUGCUAGUUAUGUUGAUAAAAUUCCUGAAUAUAAGGAAUAAUUCUCAUGCAAAAAGUAUCCGAAGUGCUUUGAUCCUUUUAGAUAUCCUGCUUGAUGGGACAGAAGAAAACUUUAAAGAUAUUGUUAUAUUUUUACUUCAAAUGUCAUCCAAAUACAUUGCGGAAGAGGGUAUUGAGCCAGAAUUAAUAGCAGUUUCGCUGCUGGAUAUCGUGUCAAAGGUCCUCAGAUUAUCGCAUGAUAACGGUAUCAAACUGGACAUCUUCGAUGAUAACACUGCUCAUUUGAAAUACAUCGAUUACCUUGUUACCAGUGUUUCGAAUAUGAAGAGCCCUCUUAUUGUGACCGCUUAUGUGAAACUUCUUUCAGAAAGUAUUGUUUAUUUUGAGAAUUCUAUAUUUCGAAUGAUUUUGCCAUUGUCUGCAUCUCUUGUACAAUGUGUUCAGAGGUUGUUUUUGCUCGAAAAGAGAGAAGGUGGUUAUUAUCAGCCAGUAGCUCUGUUGCUAGGUGGUCUAGAAGAGUUAUUGGAAAUUUCUCAUGGAUAUCUUGUGACUGAUGAAAGAGAAGGAUACUUCUCAGGGUCUAAUCUGAAAGGUGAUUUUAUUCAAUCCGUAGUCUCAAAUGUUUUUUCAUCUGAUUCUUCCAAUGAAGAGAGUAGAAUUCAAGGCGAAAGGGAUGUAAUUCUGCAAUCUUUCAGGCAAGUGAUUUCAUGCUGCUUAGAUAUUUGGUAUUGGGCUCAUAGUAUUUCGGGUAAAUCCAACGAUGAUUCUAGUUUAGACAUUACAAAUCACAACUCGUACAAAUUCAAAUUUAAGUCCAAGAAACUACUGGAAACUUUAUUUUUACUAGAACCUUUGGAAGUUCUAGAAAAUUUAAUUAAUAUUAGGCCAGAUAAUGUUACGGUCACAUUGGUACAUGUCCUUGAUGGUAAUAAACCCGCCAUGACAAUACCACAUUUGUUGUAUGGCGUAAUUACUAGAUACAACCGGACAGCAUCUGUGAAGUUUUCUAAUCGGGAUGGAAGCUCUAGAACAAGUGCGACUAAAUUAACUAAAGGCGAACCCUCCAUGUUAAAAAAGUUGAGUGGAGAAUCAAUUAUUGCGUUUUUGUUUAACUAUAUUGAUUCUGUUGAGAAUUCCGCCGUUGAAGAGUUUUAUGGAGACUUUCUGUUAUUCUUUAGAGAAGUAGCAACAAAUUAUAACCUAUACUCUGAUGUGUCGUUGUCCAUAUUAAAACUUGUUGCCCUUAUUUCUGAAAAGGUAAGUAAAACACAAUUUGGAGAACAGAAGCGGGUUAGAAGGGAGAUAUCAGACGUAUUUUUCAAGUAUUUGACCAAUGCAUUUAUCAACUUUCCGAGCCUAUAUCGAGGCAACCCCGCUUCGUUCAAAGAUUUAGAGUUUGUAGUGUGGCGUGUUCAAUAUAUUAUCAAUGAUCAAGUUGGAGGUGACAAAUUCAAUACAACGUUAUCGACAAUUGUAAACCAAUGUCUAACUCCAUACAUCAAGCCAAGAAGUGAAAAAACUAUUCCAAGUUAUGUCCUCGAGCUGGCUGUGGUUAUAGCUAAUUUAGGUUCGAAAGUCAAAAGUUGGAGACUCUUGAUUGCUGAGUUAUUUCAGAACGAUAAGAAGCUUUCGGUGGUAGGCAGUGACCAAAUCUGGGAAAAAAUUAUUUACGAGUGGUCCGUUUACCCAGAGAAUAAAUCAAAGAUUUUAAAUGAUUUACUCUUAGAAAUUGGCUCCAAGCGCUCAAGUGUGACGCCAGCGCUGAUCACAUUUAACUUGGGAAGCGAUUCAGAGAUAGAAUAUAAGUGCCAAAACCUUCUGAAGAUAUCAUACUUGCUAAUGAUAUCACCAAAUGACGCAUAUUUGUUGCAAUUUUCCUCUCUGAUAAGUUGUGUUUGUCAAUAUUUGAUAUCCAAGGAUAUCAAGCUUAAGGGAAGUUGCUGGAUCCUACUAAGGGUUUUAUUUUUGAGAUUUUCAGAGUCGCAUUUCAACGACUUUUGGUCUAUGAUCUGCUACUGUUUACAAACUAAUUUACAAGAGUUUUAUGAAUCAUUGCAAAUACAAUCAGACGUUGAUUCACAAACAAUAUUACAAGUUUGUAAAACCCUGGAUUUAUUGCUCUUACUCAAUAUGGAAGGCUUUACUUCUACGAAUGAAUGGAUAUUUGUCAUUGAUACAAUAAAUUGUGUAUAUAAAACAAAUUCAUUCGUCGCACUAGUAGACGAAAUUGCAGAAUUCAAGGACUAUGAGAUAAGUAAGGCCGAUGAUCUCGAACUACCGACAACUUUGAAAGAUGGCCUUCCAUUAUUGCGAGGCAUUCACAAAAUUGAAAGGCACUCACAACUCAGAAAUUUCUUCCAGAAUUUAAGUUAUGUACAUUAUGAGGAAGUGUACGGAUUGGGAACAGUAGAUGUAUACGGUUGUGGUGAAGAUCUCAAGAAAGAUAUUUUGUCAUGA